Molecule: messenger RNA, 12457 nt
Organism: Haliotis rubra (blacklip abalone)
Lineage: Eukaryota; Metazoa; Mollusca; Gastropoda; Lepetellida; Haliotidae
Product: alpha-(1,6)-fucosyltransferase-like
Exons: 12
Coding region: 178-1920 (580 amino acids)
Biological process (GO): protein N-linked glycosylation
Cellular component (GO): Golgi cisterna membrane
Molecular function (GO): glycoprotein 6-alpha-L-fucosyltransferase activity; protein binding
Source: RefSeq, a predicted model, not a curated record
CUCCGAUUUAUGUAAACUUUGACACGAGUCAUCGAUCUCGCACCAAAUCCUUCGGCUUGCGGGAAAGGGGCGGUGUGACAGUUGUCAAGUUUACACUGAAAAGCAAGAGUUGACCAACAAGAUCUGGCAAGGUGAGUGCAGUACAUUCAGCUCAGUUCCCAGAGGGCUAUGUGAGAGAUGCUGAAGAGCUGGAAGGUGAUAGGUGGCCUCCUGGCCUUCUGGCUGGUCAUCAUGAUCUACAUGAGCAACUCCCUGAUGCAAGGUGGGGAGAUUAACCAGCGGGCAGAGCAGCAGCUCAGGAGAGCCUUAGAUGAACUGGACAAGGUCAAGGCCCAGAACUUGGAGCUGCAGCAGUUAGCAGCUGACUUAAAACAGAUCCAGGAAGAAGGGGGAGGAAACAAUGAUGGCACUCUGUCCCGCCUCCAGCAGAGACUGAAUAAAGCCAACCAAGAAAUCCAAAGACUUGUCAGUAGCCAUGGAUCACCAGGUAAAUCCAAUGAACCAACUGCAGAUCAUGAAAAAUCUUUACGCAAAGUAGAAAAUACAGCUGUAGAGUUCUGGUAUUUCAUGCGGUCCCAGUUAAAGAAGAUCAAGGAUAAUGCUGGGGGCAACACGGAUAUCACAGCCAAGGUGGACCAGGUCCUCGGUGACGGUGCUAACUAUCAACGGACACUGAGAAAUGACUUUGAUAGUCUGCGUAAUGUGGAUGGUAUGAAGGACUGGAGAGACCAAGAGUCAAAGGAGCUGGGAGACAUUGUACAGAGGAGGCUGCACUAUUUACAAAACCCCAAAGACUGUGGUUCAGCCAAGAAGAUCGUGUGUAACCUGCACAAGGGUUGUGGGUAUGGAUGUCAGCUGCAUCACGUGGUGUACUGUCUGGUUGUGGCCUAUGCCACAGAACGCACCCUGGUACUGGAGUCCAAGAGCUGGAGAUACGCCCCCAAGGGGUGGGAGACAGUGUUCCUGCCCCUCAGCAACACCUGCAACACUCGGUCAGGGGAGCAGGCUCACCACUGGGGACCUGCAGCUCAGAUUCAGAAUGCCAAAAUUGUUGAGCUUCCUAUUGUCGACAGCAUGCAUCCAAGACCAGACUUCAUGCCUCUUGCUAUCCCACAAGACCUUGCUCCAAGACUCCUCCGUCUCCAUGGUGAUCCUCCUGUCUGGUGGAUUGGGCAGUUUGUGAAAUACCUGACACGUCCUCAGCCACAUCUGAAAGAGGACAUAGAGAGGACAAAGAAGGCUUUGGAUUUUAAGAGCCCAAUAGUUGGGGUGCAUGUACGGAGGACAGACAAAGUGGGUGUAGAGGCAGCCUUCCAUGGCAUUGAUGAGUACAUGGAAUUCGUCAAUGAAUAUUUUGACCGCUUGGAGGCAAAAUCUCCUGUUGAAAAGCGAAGGAUCUACCUUGCCACAGAUGAUGCAAAUCUACUUCGAGAGGCCAGAGAAAAGUACUCUACCUACCAUUUCAUCAGUGACAAUGACAUCUCAAAGACUGCAAGUCUAGGCACACGCUACUCCGACAGCUCUCUACGUGGCGUCAUCCUCGAUAUCCACUUCCUGUCCUUGUGUGACUACCUGGUGUGCACAUUCUCAUCACAGGUGUGUCGUGUGGCAUACGAAGUGAUGCAGACGAUGCACGGCGAUGCCUCAACAUGGUUCAAGUCACUUGAUGAUGUCUACUACUUCGGGGGACAGAAUGCACACAACAUGCGAGCUCUUGAACCCCAUGAACCGAAGAAUAAACACGAGAUCAAGAUGGAGGUGGAUGAUCUGCUGGGCAUCGCAGGCAACCACUGGGAUGGCUUCUCUAAGGGUGUAAACCGGCGCUCAGGACAAUCAGGCCUUUACCCAUCAUAUAAAGUGAAGAAUGAAAUCGCUGUAGUAAAAUUCCCCACAUAUCGAGAGGCAGAGGAAGUCAGGUGACAUUAGCCUGUUGUAGAUUGGCAGAUUUUAAAUAAUUAUUUUUAUACAUAUGUUGAGUCCCAGUCAUUAUUUGACUAUAACUUUGCCAUGAGAACUGAAACGGUGUAUGAAAAUGGAUAUUUUGAUGUAAGAAUGAGACUACUCUGUCAAGUGUGGUCAGUUGUAGGUAAACAUUAUCAUAUGAGCCUGUCAUAGUUAUUACUACCCUGUAGCCAAAUACAGAUAAUACUUCUGUGCUCAAUGGCUACUCUACACAUUCGCAAUCUGAAGAUGUUUUGUAAAGGUUAAAUAUGUAAAUCUCCUAUACUGAACAAUGUAUGAGUUGUAUGAUCACAAUCAAUAGUAAUGUUCAGCUUCCAGAUGUUCUAGGUAGUAGUGAAGCUGUAGACCAGCUGUUGCCCGAGUGUUGCCAGGAAUCUACGUGAGUUGAUGAGGUAGGACAGAAAGUAUAGCUGACAGCAUACAACAAGGUUUCGUUUGAAAUCAAACUAUACAGUGGGAGAUCAGCAUGGAAAUUUUCAGUUUCCAAAUUAUGGAAGUUGUUAGGUUCAAAUAGUGCUCAUCAACCAGAUUUAGGCCACAGAAAAUAGAAUGAAAGGUCUGUAGCAUGAUUACAAUGUACAGGUUGCUGCUGGUUCAGUUGUCAUGGUUCAGUCUGUUAUUUUUUUAAUGAUGCAUGUCAGCUGCCAGUGUUUUUAUAAGAUUUUACUCUGAUGGGUGUGGUGGGUCUAUGCUUUUGCUCGCUCCUUCUGUUGUCACUCCUGUUGUACCUCUGAUCAUUAAGUAAACCACAUUCACUUGUCAAUACUAGGGGUGAAACGGUACGCUCUUACAAUGGUACGGUACGUAUUGCGGUACAAGGCCUUCGGUUCGGUCCAUUUCGGUUCGGUAUAUGAGAUAAGAUCAUAAUGCAGAAAACUGACAACAAGAGCCAAACCUUACAUUGUUUAAUAACAUGGAAAAAAAAAAAAUCAUUAUUUUUGUUAUUUUGAAUGAACAAAACUCAUUUUAUGACAAGAUAGAAGAACUAAGUAUCACUGGAACCUUGGAGCUCACAGCUGUGUGGCAAAAUAACAAGUAGCCAAGUAUGAUUAAAAGUCACUAAAAUCACAUCAGUAUUUACUGCAGUUGAAAUCACCACUUCCAAGAAAUGUUCAUGUUUAAAAAAACACACCAAAAAACAAUACACAAAUCAGAUCCUAUCGAAUGUGACUCUGUUGAUGACACAUCACAGAUAAAUAAAUUAAACAAAUUAACUCAACACAGUUGUCAUAAGACAGUUACAGUUUGUGUGACAGAUCAUUGUCCUUGCUCUAAAUCAGUCUGUCUCUCGUUUCAGUCGGUUAAACAUUUAGAGACUUUCCAGUCCUUGGGAAGUACUGCUACACAGUACUGCUAUCUUGGCACAUUCCAGAAUUUUGUUUUGUUCAGUUUUCAGAUUCAUUCAAAAUAUAUUUUAAAUUUCACUCAGAAAUGUGUUUUUCCUUUCUGAAACAAAUAUGUUUUAGCUUGAGAAUGCUGCUUUCUCUUUUUAUUGGUGGUUAAAUGUUCAUUGUUCUGAUAUAGCUUGUAAUGUGAUGGUAGCAACAACAAACAAACAUAAGUCUUAAGAACUGUGACGGAAAAGCCACCAGAUCCAUACCCAUACUUACAGUCAUCCCUCGCCAUAACGCCGGUCUUGGGGUCGAUGGAUGACCCCUGAGUUAUGAGACACCCACAUUAUACAUUACCCGGAAUAUAGGCCAAGUAAAAAUGUAUUUGCCAUGGACAUAACAGAACUGCUAUUUCGUGUAUUGUGCCCAGUCAAAACUAUAUUGUAUCGUCGUAGUUAAAAAACAAAUAAAAAUAAAUAUGUGCAUAGGAAACCUGCAAUCAAAUUAAACAUCACUAACAUGAUAAUUCAGUUGUCCUUCCUGUUAUGCUACCUGUUAUUCAACUAAGCCAGAAAUAACAAUCAGCUGUGUACUCAUGUUUUGCUCCAGUCUACCGGUGAUUCAGUUAAAAACGAUCUGAAAAUAUAACAUCAAAGGAUGUCUAUUCCAUUACCAGAAUAAUUUGUAUCUCAAGCAGUUAUUUUAACAGAGAUAAUAUAAAUCGCCAUUGUAGUAGUGUAAAAAAUUAACAUACUAGGUUCACUUUGGGUUAUGUGGCUGGAUACAUUUUACGUAUGAGACAGUUUGACAAGUCACCGUUGACUUCCCGCGGUACCUGCCACUUUGAUUGUAUAAACAAAAUGUUGGCAAUUAAUUGUGAAAUGUGACUUCAAUAGUCAAUAACGCGGGUCUUGGGUUCCGUGGAUCACGAGGCAGUAAUCUGUUCGUGAUUGCUGAGAAUAAUGUGAAAUUGGUGCUAUCGCGGUAGGCGCGAGAAGCGGACGCUUAUGAACAAGGUAAGUGGAAGUGGUACGCGUAUUGAAUGAGGUUAUGCAUUUCACACACAUUUUCUCUGAUGUUAUUGUAAACAGUUUUAUUGAAUGAAAAUGGGAUUAAAUUUAAUCAAAUAAAAUGAAAUCGAGGAAGAUCGUUUUAUAUGAGUUUUCUGACAUCAUACAUUUUUCGAUGGCAGUGUUUACCAGCACUAUAACGCAGUGUGUUGCAUCACAGCAAACAUCGUAAGUACAUGGCACGUAUUUAUGAUAAAGUUGACUUUUAUAAGUUAUUACAAUGUUUCGCUGUUCACCUAAUUUGAAAUAACUGAAAAAGAAACAGAACCCAGCUAUAGCUACUGAUCUGGUAUCUGCAGUUGCUGUCUUGCUGACUUUGUAAGUAGAUGACUUGAGGUGAUCUCGAACAUACUUCCUGGAAAAUAGCGGCAGUCAAGCAAAGAAAUGCAUAGAUAUUGACCAGAUGAUUCAAUUUGGAGACAAUUUAGAAAAGGUUUGAAAUGAUUAAUAAAAUGACGGUACGAAAACCCAAAAUACCGAAGUUUUGGAUUGCAUUAAGGUAUUCCGAACCGAAGGCAAAGGACCGCGGUAUACCGUUUCAUCCUUAGUCAAUACGUCAUUCAUUGUCGUCAGUAUUCUGAUUGUCGCCCAACUGUUAAUGCAUCUUGAUGUUUGUGGAACAAUGACAGGGUUUCAUCAUGACAUUCUAAGAAGAUAGCAGGUCUAUAUAGUAUUCCUAUUUUAAACAGAUUUUUCCAGCUGAUAGACUUAAUGACUUGUCAGCCAUUGCGGAGACAAGUCCGAAAUAUGAUUUGUCAAUGCCUCAAUAUUGUGAGAUUCUUUUUUUUUAUCUCAAAUUUUAUUUCAGUACUUGAUCUGUAAUUAAUCAGUUUUAUGUUGGAAAAUCUUCCAAGAUGUUAAGAUAUCAUUCAGACAUUACCAUGCUAUCAAAACUGCAUUGUUGAACCUCUAGUUUUUCUAGUAAAUCCUAUUUGUCUCACCAACUGCCAGUCUCCUACUUCAGAAGGGUGCAACUUAGUUUCUUGCUGAUUUCCUUGCUUUAUACGGAGUCAGUAACUUUGAUGUUCAUUUAAUGUUGUCAUGUUUGAUUUGAGUUUUCCUCAAAAAUCCAAACCAAAAGAUGACUAUGACUUGGGAGAUAGGAUCAACUUUGAAUAAGCUGACAAGAAAUCUUUACUCGUCCUUAGAUUUGUUCUUGUACCACUGAAUUUUAACAGAAUGUAAUGUUGAUGAGUAGAUUGUCUACUCUGUCAGAAUUGUAUGGUGGUAUCAGACUCUGUUUUUACAUAUUUUAAUAUUUGAUGUUAAUGACUAUCACCUUACAGCACAGGUCUAAUAAGUUAGCUCUGUUAACGAUAGGGUGAUAAUUAACAUUGGCUGACUGUGUCCUUCUACAUGGGUUAAAUGUACAUAGUUCUGUAAUUUAUAAGCACUGGGUGUAUUUUAUCAUUCCUGUGAAGAUCAUUUACUCAUUGAACUAAAUCAUUAAUAGAGAGAUAUUGUGAAGAUAAAGUCCCAUAUUUAUAUGAUAUCAUUGAGUUCAGUGUCAAACUUAUAAAAUUAUUUUGUUAAGAGUUAUUUGAUAUAAAACCAGGGUUGUGGUGGAGAUAUAUUUUUUUCAAAGUCAAUAUUGCAUGGGCAAGGUAGGACAAAAUAUUAUGAAGUCAUUUUGGAUGAUUUGUGAGAUAAUUUUUCGUUAACAGAACACUUGCAUACAUGUAUGUAGAUUAAUUACAGUGCCUAGCGACAUAAAUAUUUCUAUUUUGUAAUAACUUUAUUCUUUAAAAUUGACAAUUGCUUGUUUUUAUUGAAUAUAAUACAGGCGUAUAUAAACAGUGAUCUAGGUUAGAUUAUUUCUGUAAUUGUUUAACAACUCAACAGAUAAUAUGAUAUAAAAUACACGAUCUUGCCUAGUUUGGAGCAAUAUGUAUAAUCAAGGAAAAACAUGAUCUAAAUAUAUCAGUAAUCCAAGUCCUCAAGGGAGACCUUGCAAGGGAGAUAAUGGGAGAUAACGCCAAUUGGGGAAAUAUGAAACUCUGACAGUUAAUCGCUUAAACUUUUGAUUUUCCUUUCAAAUCAAAGAUAGGCUAGUGACAUGUAAGAAAUGUGUUUUGUUGUAAAUUGAUUUGAUUUCAAUUAAACAUGGUAAUAUAAAAUGCGUGUACUGCCAAUUUAACAUGUGGAUUAUUUUUGGAUAAAUCACUAUUUUUUUGUAUAAACAGCCAUUUUCCAAUAAUGAAAGGUUUAAUUUUGGAAAGAGCUAUGGUUUUGAAAGGAAAUGAUGCUGUUGAACAUGAACGUAGACUUAACAUGAUAUGUCAAAUUUGUCCCCAGUUUUGACAGCACUUCCAUUUCCUAAUAUUUGACAUGUGUAAAUAUUAUUGUGUUGAUACAGGGUGUUAGUUCAAAUUAUUGAUGAAGAAAAUGCUUUUUCUUUUUCAUUCAGAAAUCAUCACAUUGAUUUUUCCCAGGGGCUGUGUUUGUUUGGUGUGUGGUCCAGCUAUUUUUCUUUGUUUCUUGAUCAACACAUUCUGAGAAGGGAUACAUAGACAGUGGUUCUGUGUUUUUACAUCAUGCAUGUACUAAUCUCUGAGUGAAGGCACACCUUUUGUUCAUGCCUGAUUGAAUUCUGAAACCAAAACAUUAGAGCUCCACACAUUGGACCUACAGAGCAAGUGCUGGAAGAGUAAAAUGACUUUAGUCAUGUGUUUCUCUGUCAGGCACAUUGCAGAAAAAGCUUGUUUUUCUUCUUAAGUUAAAAAAAAAUAAUUGCGAGCUUGAUUCGAGUUGAAGGCAGUGCUUAUCAAGGUUCAGAUUUCUAUAUAAGUAUGCCUCAAUCACAUGAAGUCAGUCAAGCUGCAUACUCUCUCACACAGAAUUCCUAGGGGCAGUGGUGUAGCCUAGUGGUUAAAGCGUCUACUCGUCACACCAAACACACUGGUUUUGAUUCCCCAUAUGGGUACAAUGUGUGAAGCCCAUUUCUGGUGUCCCCCCGCUGUGAUAUUGCUAAAAGCGGCAUACUCACUCACUCCUUGUGGCCAGCCCUGUUCUGCUGCCACUUUCUAAGAUAUUGAAAAAUGUCGAAAACUAUUUCCAUUUUGAUAUAGGUCCUUUGUUUAUGUUGGUUGUACACUGUUAGUUCGUGUAGCCAUUGAAGCGAAAUGAAGAACUAAGGAUAAGGUGACUUUGAUGAGCAAGUCAUGUCCCCUGCAGUUGUGGUAGUAUAUCUAUUUAAUAUUGCAAAACAAUGUGUGAAGUGCACUGAAAGACUUGCAUUAGGCCAUACUGUGUGUUCUUGUUUCCGAAUAGGUGUAUCUGUUUAUAGAGAUAGAGAAAGAGAAACAUUCUGGUCACAUGAUUAUGUGUGUUCACUGUUGCAUCUCUCACAGAAAAAAAUUCCGAUUGAAGGUGCUAGCCAUGUUAUGGAAUGUAAUGGACAUGAGGGUUAUCUCCCUUUUGCAGUAGCUGCUGCUAAUUCAAGUUUGGGGAAAUGGUCAUGGAACUAUCCUUGUAGUAGAUAGUUUACUUAUGAUAAAUAAUCCAAAUUUAGGUUUGAGUAAGUUUUUUAUUUGCCUAUAGUUGGAAAAUCAUUUAACUGUAUGGAGAUAAAACUUAGUCAUACUGAACUUCUACUUUGAAAAGGGCCGAGGAAACUGCAAAUUUUCGAUGGGGUUAAAUGCUGUAGGACAAGAGUUGGGUACAAAAUGUCUUACUGGGAAGUGUCUCAUCAGACAGUGUCAUAUGCAGAAGCUUUGUCUUUACUCAAAGAAACAUAUUACGGUUGAAUUCUGAAGAAUGUAUGCAGUCAGAAAGAAAUUCAACUGCCUAUCCAAAUAGUGCAGGACUGACGGAGACCUGCCUUCAACUGCCUGGUGAAUGGUGCAGGUUUUAUCGUUACUUACAUGUUGGCUAAUACAUACCAUCAGGACAAUACAGGGUGUGUCUGUGCUAACUGCCAGUUUACUUGCAAUAUUUAAACAUUACAAGGCAGUUUCAGAAUUUCAUAUAUAUAUAUAAUUAUCCGUGAAUGAGAGAACUGAAUAUCUGUAUAAUUGUUUUUGCUGGUGUAUAAUAUAAAGCAAAACCAAUGUCAUGUUUUGGUUUUGUCAACAUGUGCAAACACUGCGGAGUGUUGUUCUGCAGAUUUAAGCUUAAUUUUAAAGAAGAUGUCAGUUUUGUUUCAUUUUUGCAAAAAUGGGUUUUUUAAAGAUUAAUCAAGACUGCUUCCUUCCUUUACAUUACUUUCUUCUUCAGUGCGUUGAGCAGGCAUUGGUAUGUGGACAAUUGGUAUGUGGACAGUUGGUGUGUGUGGACAAUUGGUAUCUAGGUUGUUUUUGCUGGGCAUUGUAUUAUUUGCAGGGAUUAAGAUUACCGUGUGUAUCUGUAUAUUGAACUAAUUUGGUCAGCUGAAAAUAUUUGAAUUACCAAUGUUUGUGGGAAGGAAAAAUUGCCACUCAUCUUUUUAGAAAUUUUGAGUUGUCCGAUCUGUAAACCAAGUACAUUAGGACAAACGGAUAGUUAUGGACAUGUUCUACAGAUCAUUGUCGUGGGUGGUUGUCUGUACAUAGGCUGUGGCAGCAGAACUGUUGUACAAUGUCUUCCACAGAGUUACUUACUCAAACACAUCCUUAUGUGCCAGAGAUAUGAACGGAACAGAGCUCACAAUGGAGAUGUUAGUAUCACAACUGAUAAAUAAAUAUUUCAUCAGGGAGAUGUAUUGUUUUAAGUGUUCCUUUAUAUGGGAUGUCAUUGAAUGGGAACAGAACACACAAUCUCGGGAAGUGUUUUUGCUUCUACUGGUACAUAUGUUUGGCAAGGAAAAAGAGCAUUACAAAAUAUUGGUAUUCAGGUUUCUUCGAUCUUGAUCUCACACCAUCAGAUGUGACAUUUAUUUAGUUAUUCUAUUCAGAACUAACCAAUAGAUCUCUAAUCUUUUCAAGAUAAAAGCCAGUGUAUGGCAGAAACACUUUAGAUGAAAUGUAGCAUUGUCACCUGAUCGCUCGAAAUGUGAGGACAGAUGCUUAACAUGUCAAAUGCAGUACUUUGUGUCAAAGCCUUCAUUAUUCCAGUAGGUUUAUUUACUUUUGAAUGUUAUCCAGUAACCAGUUACUCUGUAUUGUACUGUGAUGUAGUACCAGAGGAUAUUCUCCCUCCUCCAUGGGACAAACUAGUUUCAUAGCCCCACAGAGGUUCGCCAGAGCCCCUAGUACCUACUGCUAGUUGACGAGCCAGUUUACAACCUGGAUUAGGUGGUUACCUCUGUGGUGUGGGACCGGAUAUACUUACAACCUGUAGUUAGCCCUGAUACAGCUGGAAUCCCUGUCAGUCUGACCACCUGGAAGUAAAGUCUAGCAGGUCUAGGACAUGCCAACGUUUAUGAAACCCACGACCAUGGGUAUGGUGCUGCUAAAACAGGCUGCCGUCAUAUUGCUAGAUAGGAUUUGAUAUGACUAAUUUGAAGAUCCUACAAAUCCAUUCAUCUCCUCUUGUAUUUGCUAUGUUCAAGAAGUAGUUAGAUGUGUACAUAAUGCUGUGCAAUGGAAAUACUCCUCAUGGAUGAUCAGCAGACUUCAGUGAGGACAGGACCAUGAGAAAUGGCAAAACCAUGUUGUAGUAUAUUGACCUUGCCUGAGACAAACAUUUAUUGAAAGUGUCAGUGACAUGUGAACCAAUGAAGUGGACUACCCAAGGAAAAGCAAAGAUCACAUUAUGGAAUAGUGUAUGAUCUUUUCUCAAGUGUAUGUUUGAAGUUCCGAGCUUGCUUGGACAGGUGCCCUUGAUGCCACUUCACUGACCAGUCUUGGAACUUUGACAAAUCACUGGUGAUUGCACAUUGUCUUGUGAUGUAGAACUAAGGAUUCUUUGCUGAAUAAUGUCAAAAUGAUGAUUGUCUUGUUGAUGCUACAUAGUAAAUUCUUUGUCAUCUGUUUAGGUUAAUGCAAAAGCUGUUUAAGACCAUCUAUAGAAUAAACACCAUAUAUAUGCCUUGUAAUAUACUAUUCACACUUCGCUAAGGAUCAAAUCAUUGAUUCGACAGAAAACUAUGAUGUGGGAUCAAAUUUGGUUUUAAUAUCUAAGCUUAUUGUAAACAUGGAUCGGAGGUUUCAGUAUGUCAUUGCAUCUUGUGGAUCCCAUACCUGCUGUUGACAGGUGUUGUUCAUGUCUUUGACUCGUUCCAUGAUAUGCAAAAUGGUUUAUUGGUGCCAUGAAAACCAUUUUUAUGGUUACUCAUGUAUCAAGUGCAUAAGGUUAGAAUAAAGUGGCUGCUUGCCUAAAGAGGGUUUCCAUAUUAUUAUUUAUUCAGUUUUAAAUGGACAGAAUUUCAAAUUAUAAAUCUGUGUUUAGGUAAAGUCGUGAAUUUUUGUGAUCCUUAUCAAAGUGUGAGUAGCAUACCUGCAAAUUUGCUAGUAACCCAUAAUGACUAAAUGAGUAAGGAAUUUCUGUCACAGUUGUAUUAAUACUACAUUCUCAUUUUGCUAGAUUAGUUUUAAGGAGAAAAUUACUCUAUGCACAAUACUCAAAUAGAUAAGAUUACCUUGUCAGGUGCCCAAGAUUCCAAUGUAUAAUACAAAUACUCCUGAUGACACAUGUAUGUCAUAGUUCACUUGCUACAACAGAUAAAGCUUCCAUCACUUUGCUCACGGGUGCCCAUAAUGGGAGACAACUGACUGCAACCCAGUAACCAGUUUCAUGGUUUGGAUAGGUAGAAUUGCAUGUUUUUGUAACAGUAGAUACAUGUACAUAGCAUAGUUAAAAGGGCUCUGGCCCAACGUGAGAAAUGAAAUCCAUGAUGGGUUACUUAAGUCUUGUUGAAUUCCCUUGUUUUCCCAAAGUUUCCAUUGCUCAAACUUGCAACUAGGACUGGACAUGAGUACACCAUGGAUAGUUUUGCAUGAAACAAGACUGAUGGCAAAAGAAACUGAAGCCUUGAUAAUUACAUUAAGCUGUAUCAGUUGUGUAUGUUUUAAAAAAAGACUUCACCCAAAAUGUCACAAAUUAAAAAUACAAUUUAUGUGUCUAUAGGUGUCCUUUGAUUUGUCAUAUGAAUAAAACCUUUUUUUUUUUUCCUAUUCCUUAAAAAUAAAUGUUAUGUGUUAUUAUUUGUUUGAUCAUUUACCCCGUUUUGUGGGGAGAAAAAUAUGUAAACUGGGCAGUAUGAAAAAAAUGUUUGGUAUUGCUGCUGUAGGUUUUGAGCAACCACUUGUAUAGGCUACAGCAUCAAUGUUCUCACCAGACAGUUAUAAUGGAAUAGGUUUCAGGGUUUCUUUGUUUUAUAGUCUGUUUGCAGUGAAAACGUACCGAUGAAUUUCACUUUAAACAAAAACGUAAAUCAAAUAAAGUGAAAUUACACAGAGAACAAGUAUGGUUGGUCGAAGUUAACAAUCAUCACUUACCACAGAUGCAUUUGUUUCACUGUUCUAACUACUGCGCUUACCCCCUUGUAAUACAAACUAAUAAUAGCGAUUUCAAUCUAUAAUUGUUUGUUAAACAACUUUUAUCCUAAGUUAAAUAAAAUUCUGAGAUUUAAAUGUUCAACUGGCAAGGUAAAUUACGAGGAUUCGCAAUCUUAAUUUCACUUUAUUUCAUUUAACGUGAAACCCAUCGGUACGUUUUCACUGCAAACAGACUAAAAAUGUUGAUAAAGGUUUCUUCCCUUCUCCCUGUACAUUGGAGCCUAUUCCCCCCCCUUUCAGAACAUAGUUGUGGCUGCAACAAUGGGGUAUUUUUCAUUCACAAGAAUAUUUGAAAAAUAACUUUCUGUGUGUAUAUGGUGGAUUUGUAUAUUUUGGUAUGGUCAGUUGUUUAUUUUGAACAAUCAAAUGGGCAAAUUUGAUCAGCGACACCCUUACUGGAAACAUCCUCAUUCUUGUAGCAUGAUGGUUGAGGUUGGUGUUUUGGCCACCUUUGAUCUUGUGAUGUUUGUCUGCCCAAGUGUUGACGGAAGUUUUCUGUACAUAUACAACUAUUGGAGCCUUUCAGGCUUCUGUUUGUUUCUCAGCCCGCUCUGUCAUGAUACAGGUUUUAGUUUUUCUCAAACAUUUCUGCUUCAACCAAAAUUUUAUUCUUGUUUCACCUGUUAUAUACAUACAUAAAUAUAUAAAUGACAUAACAUGAAUAAACUGAUCAUUUGUA